This is a messenger RNA of Symbiodinium pilosum, 2746 nucleotides long. The record is from the annotation of a GenBank genome assembly. Lineage: Eukaryota; Dinophyceae; Suessiales; Symbiodiniaceae.
AUGCAGAAGAAGCUGGAAGCAUUGCUGACAGGAGAGCGGUCUUUGCCAGCACCAGUUCAAGAGAAUCCUCCAAAUGACCCCUGGGCUGGAUAUAAGAGAGUUCCUCCGCCACAAUCUUUGCAAUCACCUUCUGGCUUUUUACGUGACACAACAGACUUUAAUCACCUUGUGCUUGGUGGUUGGAACCGCGACACCAAGCGACAGCUGAUUGAGUCGGAGCUUGACGCAUUUCUUCAGCAGCACAGUAUCCCGGACCUCAAUCGCUCUGNNCCCGAACAAGGUGCUAAGGAAAGGUUCUUUACUCUCCUGCCUCAGCUCAACAAGAAGUUCAAACUCUCGUCCGGUAGUCUGUUGUGGAUCAGUCCCAGCAAGCCCCUGGAGGUUCGAAUGCGUAACAAAGUCUUGGGUGUCGCCAUCCAACGUUUGUUGCGCAUUUUCCGGAUGGACAUUAAUGCUGGGGAGGUUGAGAUUGAUUGGUACCAGGGUGUUGUGUGGAUUGGGGAUAGGCGCAUGCUUGCGUUGAAUGACAAGGGGCUUUUCUCGAGGCCUGACGAGAGAUGCGUGGAAACCAGGAUUACAGUUGACGGAUUUGAACGCACGGUCCAUUUCAAUUUGGCCGCCAUGCACUCCAUGAUCAGCAUUCCCAUUCCGGAUCUUGAGGUGAUGCUACUGGAUAAGGAUGUCUGUGAUUGUGUUCAUUGGGCAUGCUCUGGAAAGCGGAUUGUAGAGCUGUGCUUCAGACACGUGACGCUGAAUUGUGAUAUUUUGCUGGUUGGCGUCCACUUCCCUCACAAAAAUGAUCCUGAUGAGGUCUUUCAAGAAGCCCUCUGGGAGCUAGAGCAUGUGUUGGGCAAGUCUCGCCGCUUUCAUCUUGUAUGUGUCGCCGGAGAUUGGAAUACCCAAGCUGGGGAUGCUAGACAUAAUGAGCUCCUUGCUCUAACGACCUAUUAUGGAUAUCUGCACAUGGUUCCUGAACGAGAUACAUGGUACAGAUUUGGUGCCAGCAGAUGCUAUGACUAUUUCUUUUUCAAAGACACAAACGUUUUUCACAUAAUUCCUGAAAGUGCCAAUGUUGACUGCAAUCUGGAUGCCAUGCAUGAGAUCAAGACUGAUCAUGCUCUUGUGACUUCCUCCUUCCAAGUUUUUGCUUCUGUUAGUAAGGAUCCUCUCAAUAAGCGUAAAAAGGGGUGUUUCAAAAGAUGUUUCCGAUGGCGCAUCGACGCGCAGAUUGACGAGGUUCUGCCACAUAUUUGGGAUCCUCAUAUACGAGUGGAUGCAACGUCACAGUGGCAGACUUUGAGGGCUCUUUCUAACGCAGUGUCUACAAGAAAGGUGGGGCUUCGAUAUGUGGAUCCUCCAUUCGUCAAAGAUCUUUGUAAGCAGCGUCGUGAGGUCACCGAUUCUGCCCAACGUGCUUGGAUAGUUCGGGCGAUUUUUGCAUGUCGCACUGCGGCCAAACGAGAGUGGUGGAAGCAGCUGGAGAACGCGGCAGGGAACGGUGACAGUGAAGCUAUCUGUUACCUACGCCGGAGACAGCGCAAACCAGCUUCCACCACAGCCUUUGCGCGGGAUAGUGGAGGUCGCAGCAAAGCUGCAGAACGCAUUCGUGCUCAUACCUUGGAGGUCUUCUGCAAACCUGUUACUGAUACUGGCAAAGAUGAAAUUGAGUGCAUGCAGCUACAGCUUUGGGACAGUUCGGCCAAUCAGCUUCGGGUGCCCUUCGGGGAGGAUGAAAUCAAACAGUUUGUGAUGGAUAGGGUGCGCCGCAAUAAGACCUCAGGCAUGAGUGGAAUCAGCGCAGAGCUUCUUCACGCAAUGGUGCACAGCUGUUGUGGUUUGGAAUUUCUCGCAGUUCAUUGCAACACCAUCCUGGAAACCAAACAGGUGCCCCAGGCAUAUCUUCAAGCGUUUGUAUGCCUAGUGCCCAAGGAAGUGGUGAUCACAGUUCCCAAGCAGUAUAGGCCGCUCUGCUUGCUUGAAGCCGUGCACAAGUUGCUCAGUGGAAUGUUGUACCAAAGAUUGAUCACGCAGUGGGAGAAGCCAACAUGCCAGCUGGGGGCACUGCCAGGGAGUCAGGCUGUGGAAUGCCUCUGGAUGGCACAAACUUUUCUGUACAAGGAAUACAAAACUGGCACCCCCUCGCUGUGGGUUCUUCUGGACAUUAAACAAGCCUUUGAUAAUCUCAAUCGUAAAGCCGUCCUUGAUCUGCUCCUCUGUAAGACGCCAGAGGCAUUCCAUCAUGAGGCCCUCUUGUUAUGGAAGUUGCUGCAAUGCGAUUUACACUUUUGUUGGGACUCAGAAGAAUGGUCUCUGUCUGCUACAACGGGUGUGCAACAAGGGGCUCCGCCGAGUGCUGGCAUUUUCUCCUUGAUCAUCGGCAAUGUGCUUCAGGAACUCUUUCACUCUUGGGCUGCGAGAGGGAUAACAUUUCAGCACAAGUUCUACUCUGGGGAUCCUGUUUUUGGUUGGGCCUAUGUCGAUGACGUUAUUAUUGAUAUGCAGGAUUGGGAGAGCUUGCGUGCUUGCUUUACGGAGUUGAUUGAGGGGCUCGCUCUUGUGGGCUUGCAGGUUAAUUUCGACAAAACGGUUAUUGUAGUUCCUGAGCACCUCUGGGCUGAUGCAAACAGAUUUGCGUCGCGUGAACCAGAACAUCCUCUGUGCAAGUGCAAGUGGCAGUCGUGGGAGAAGCUUAAUGACCAGUACUGCAUUGCUGUGCAGCUGCANNCACCCGUUCAACUGGAGCAGG